Messenger RNA from Hyla sarda, 3961 nucleotides. RefSeq names its product TraB domain containing (gene TRABD). Lineage: Eukaryota; Metazoa; Chordata; Amphibia; Anura; Hylidae. The transcript is spliced from 10 exons. The record is from RefSeq and is a predicted model, not a curated record. The coding region runs from base 429 to 1556 and encodes 375 amino acids.
ACACGUGAUCCUGCCAUUCGUUUCCCCGCCCAUUUACUCCACUAGUCCAGUUCGCCUUCUGAUUGGCUGUAAGUUCUGCUGACAACACCAUCUCUAACUGGAGGCUCCCUCACAGCUGAGGCUGCGCCGCUAGGCAUGUUGGGAGUUGAAGUUCUAGUUAGAUGAGAUGCCAGAGAAGGCUGGGGAUGCGAUUUGUGUAAAGACUACAGGUCCCAUGAAGCUGCACUGCCGCCGCUCCAGGCUCCCCUCCGGAGAGAUGACUAGUGCAGCAUGUUGUGCCGUGCUCUAGCCCCAGCUGAGUGCCUGCCCGGGGAUCACACAUAGUGAGAGGAAAGGAUUCCAGGGCGAAGAGCUGCGACUUCUCUGCCUGCCCGGACCGGUGGAAACGUAGCUUGAAGCUGCUGGUUGAAGCAGAAAUCUGUCCUGCAAUGCAGAACGGCCAAUCCCAGGAGGUUGGUGCAGAUGUAAUGGCAGAGUCAGAAACAACAGAGGAUGGACCAAAUGAUACAUCGGAUUUACCGCACAACAUCUCGGAUGCUGAUGCUUUCCGGAUACUUUGGGAAAUGAAAAUGAAGAAAAGACAGAAGUGCCCAUCCCUUCCAGAAACCGUGACCGUACUUAGCACAGAGGAGGGAAGUACAGUGUACAUUGUGGGCACUGCGCACUUUAGUGACAGCAGUAAACAAGAUGUGGUAAAGACCAUUCAAGAGGUUCAGCCAGAUGUAGUAGUGGUUGAACUGUGUCAGUACCGAGUGUCCAUGUUAAAGAUGGAUGAAGAAACUUUACUUAAAGAAGCCAAAGAAAUAAACCUGGAAAAACUUCAUCAAGCAAUUAAACAGAACGGAGUCAUGUCUGGCCUCAUGCAAAUGCUUCUACUGAAGGUGUCUGCUCACAUCACUGAACAGCUAGGAAUGGCUCCUGGUGGGGAGUUCAGAGAGGCUUUCAAAGAGGCAAGCAAAGUGCCUUUCUGUAAAUUCCACCUUGGAGACAGACCUAUUCCCGUAACGUUCAAGAGAGCCAUUGCUGCACUUUCAUUCUGGCAGAAGGUGAAGCUCGCCUGGGGCCUCUGCUCAUUAUCAGACCCCAUCAGCGAGGAUGACGUGGAGAAAUGUAAACAGAAGGAUUUAUUGGAGCAGAUGAUGGCAGAAAUGAUUGGUGAAUUUCCUGACCUUCACCGCACUAUAGUCUCUGAGAGAGAUAUUUAUCUCACCUACAUGUUGAAGCAAGCGGCUAGAAAAACUGAACUACCUCGUGCCUCUGAAAGUGAGCCUAGAAAAAGUGUCCCAUCUAUUGUUGUUGGUGUUGUCGGGAUGGGACAUGUACCUGGUAUUGAGAAGAACUGGAAUACUGAUGUGAAUAUAGCGGAAAUCCUGAGUGUGCCUCCUCCCUCAGCCCUGAAUAGGAUUAUUACUUUUACAGCAAAAGUGACAUUUUUUGGACUUUUCAGUUACGGUUGUUUUUGUGUCAGUAAACGGACUGCCCAGUUUAUCCUUUCAGUGCCAGCCACACAGUAUUGCCUUCAAAGACUGAACCAAAUAAGAAUCUGGAAUUUUUAGACUUCCGCUAAUGGAUGCUAGUUCUCUUCUUUCUAGGCUAUUGAUAACACCACCUGCCCUGAGGUCAUAUCCAAUGGAAUGCCAAGAAAUUGCAUUGUCCUCUCACGGCAAAACAUAUAAGUGGCAGCUACUGUAGGUUCUGCAGAAACUGUUGUGCUAUGAGGCUAAAUGCAAAGGAAAUGUUAUAAUAGGUAUUGCAAAUAACUCCAUCCCUAUAGGAAAAAUCAUAUCUUUGGUAAUUUUAGAGGGCUAUUCCUUUUUUAAAGAGGUCACAAAAUGCUUUUUAUGGUGCAGUGCUUCCACUAUUAUUUACCUGACCUUAUUCAAUACUGAGACUAUUGACUAUAUGGACUAACUAACCACACGGCUUUGCUGAUUUACCAGAGUUGGUAUGUUUUACUUAUCGAAUGUCGAAGACACGCUGAAUUUAGUAAAUUAAUUAGGGACAUCCAUAGAUGCUUAUUAUUCACUGUUAAGUCUUUCACUUGUAUUAUAAAGUAAGAUUGUGUAACUGCAGGGCACGAAAUGUUUUAUACCAAAUCACCUUCACUCUAUUAUAUAACCUACCCAAGUGCUUAAACAUGGUUUAUUUUAGGUUUGCAUUGCACUGCCAUUUAUUUCCAAAAAUGAGCACCCUUCAAACGUUUUACGUGGAUACUCCACAGGGUGGAUCACACUAUUGAUAGCUACACUUUCUAUUUAGUGAUUGAUAUCCUCAACCUCUAGUAACUAAUUUACAUUUUCACUUAACUUAUUUUAAUGGGUGUUACUUAUUUUUUGGACUAAAUGGAUGCCAUAUAAAACUUGUUAAAAAUAAAUAUUUUAACUAAUGAUUAAUUGAUUUGUACAUAAUAGAUGUUGAAUAGUCAGCAAUCUUUAGUAGGUUAGCACUCUAAAGGCACUUUGUGGCAUACAGCUACUUGUCAUUUACUUUGGCAGGAUGAAUUGGCCAAAAUAGACUGGUAACAAUGGCAUAACCACAUAUGCAGGCAGAAGGGAAUCACCUUGUGGAGCUACUAUUAGUCCUUUUUCUUGAAGAGCUGCCUUGACCCCAAAUACAGCCAUUUCAAGAACUUGCAGAGGCUUUCCUGGACUCCGGAAGGCAAAUCUGUUCAGUUUGUAACAGAAAGACAAAGUGGAUGUAUUGCUACACAAGUCAGAAUUCCGUAGAAGCUUGUUGACAACACUUUUGGGAUUCUGAUAAAACAUGACGAGUAGUAAAAUAGGAAGGAAAGCAUUACUGUCAUUUAGAAAAACUUUUGAUAUGACAUGUAGACAAGUCAAAAGUUAUGAUCAGUUGGGGGUCUUAGUACUGAGAUCCCCCUGAUCUCAAGAUAGACAUAGUUAGAUGAAGUGCUCAGCAGCACAAUUCACUCCCCAGCUUAGCACUCUCGUAAACACCUUUUGGCAGAUUUAUGAAAUUUGUCUAAAAGAAAAACCGUCUGAUUUGCCCAUAUCAACAAAUCACAGCGCAGCUUUCGUUUAUCAAGAACAGAAUAAGAAAUAAAAGCUGAGCUCUGAUUCCCUGCAAUGGGAAACAAAGAUAAAAGGAGAUUUUUUUAUCAAGCUCUCUUGGGGUAUGUUUACUUAAAGGGGUACUCCACUGCCCCAGUGUCUGGAACAUUUAGUUCCGAAUGCUGGGUACGGGCUGCGGGGGUUUUGACGUCACACCACGCCCUCUCAAUGCAAGUCUAUGGGAGGGGGAGUGACGGACGUCACUCCCCGCUCCCAUAGACUUGCAUUGAGGGGGUGUGACAUCACAAGGGGCGUGGCCGUGACGUCACGACCGCCGCACCCAGCGCUCUGAACUAAAAGUUUUGGACGCUGGGGAGGGGGAGUACCCUUUUAAAGGGAAACUGACAGCGAGUUCACCCGCACUAAACCCAAUACACAGGGUUAUAUUGCGGGUGAACCGAAUUACAGUGAGGUUUCACUUAUCCGGAGAUAUGUAUUAGUCAGCAUUGCCAAUCUGGAAAUGGCUGGCUAUGUGCAAUGGAGGCAGGACCCAGCAUACCUAGCUUCCCUGCCUCGUUUCCCUCUGCACCAAUGUGAGCUUGAGGUGGGCAGGCAUAUCAAUACAGAGGGGAAGGAGGCAGGGAAGCUAGGUAUGCUGGGUCUUGCCUCCAUUGCAUAUAACCAGCCAUUUUAAGAUUACCAAUGCUGGCCAUUACAACGGCUAUGCCCAGAUCGCAGAAUUAGGUAAUUGAUACCUCAUUGUAAUCCGCGUCGCACUAUAACCCUGUGUAUUGACUUUAGUGUGGGUAAACCCGCUGUCGGUUUCCCUUUUAAAUCUGCUGCAGAUUUUAUGAUGCAGACUUCAAGCUGUGGAUUUAAUAAAUAGCUGAAAUCUACAGGUUAAAUCUGCAACAGAUUAUAUGUGCGUGUGUGUGUGUGUAUGCAUAUAU